UUAUACAAGUGCACUGUCCGUGCCUCGAAUUAUUAUAUGUAUAUAUGUCAAAAAAUCUUACCUGAUUUUAAUGGAUUUUUGUAUUGGCUAAUGUGUCUUGGUAUUAUUUACAUGUUAAUACGCCCUCUUACUUGCUUUAUUGGCUCUAUUCUCUGGGGUUGUACCGAUUUGCCUUUGUGUAUUAUUCGUCAAUUUCUCGAAUUGUGAGCAAAGUGCUGUAAAAGAUGAAUACUUAUCGUACUGGGGAGUUGUAGCUCAAUUAACUUCAACUCAUUUUUUCCAGAGUCAUGUAAGCUUUUGGCAAAGAAUUGUAGUAUUAGACUGUUCAACUAUAGAGUAUGAAUCUCAGAGAAGGGACUGUACCGAGUACAAAUGUGAGAUGUUUCUUCAAUGAAUGAAAAAUGCGUAGCUUUGAAUGGAUUAACGAUGAGAUUUAUCUUUAUGUUUUCUAUUUAUUUUUAUUGCUACAAAUAGCGUAAAUGCAUCAUCUUCUUUUUUUUACGUUUAAGGGUGAAUAUUCAUCUCCUAUCCCAUUAAUAAAAGAGAAAUAUAGAACUGUUGGAAGUACUUUAUAAAGAGAGAUGUAUAAAAUAAGUAUGAAACAAAUAAUCCUCAGGAGUGACAUUGUGCCAAGGAAACUGGUGGAAGUACUUUAUAUUUUUAAUCUACUACCAAGACAAAGCAAGAUGAGUUACUAGCUAAUAAUUCAAGAAUAGGGUUAAUUACAUCAUUCUCUUUGCAGUCUGCCUUGGUUAAAUAUGUUUUUCUAAUUAUAAAAAUUACACAUACGACAUAGUAUAUGCACGAUAUCUAGUACAAGUUGUGAGAAAAAUGUUUUCAGAGAACUUAUAUAGCUCCAUGCCAAGACGGAGAGGAAGACCUCGCAAAACAAGUGAAGUUGUAAAGGAUGCAGAUGAAGAAGAGCAUAAAGUGGAAAAGGAAGAUGAUAUAUUCAAGCAAGAAGCUGAACGUCAAAGUGCUGCUGUCAGGGCUAUUCGUGAUGUGGAGAUUGAACACCUACGAAAUAUGUUGCGAUUGCUGCGAUCUAAAUUUAGUAAUGAACAGCUGCAAGUUCCAGUCAUGCAAUUUUUUGAGGAAAAUUUUCCAAACCUGGCUAUUGUAAGCAAUAAGAAAAAUGGUCAGUAUGAAGUGCAGUGGAAAGACAAUGAUGUCAAUUUAAGCAUGGAGCAGUUUGAUGGACGGAAUCUACAUGCUUCUCUUCUUCAUAACCUGUCCAUGGCGUACCCUGAUUGCUCCAGUGCCAUGCCGUCAUUUGGUGGUUUUGAAUUCUCAAAUAAAUCUGUUAAAACAACCCUCUGUGGUGUCGAAAACCUCCAGAUCAAGGGAUUUGUCUUGGACGAGCCAUCUGACACCCAAAUGCUUGAUCUGCCGGAUACUCUUCAGACACCCGGUGCAAGUAAUAACAGACUGUCUGUUGGGAUGACUCCCAAAACUUUAAGGCUGCCUAAGCCUGGGGAAAUGCUUCUAUCUGUCCACGGCUCUCCUCUCGGUGUUUUCAAGGAAGACAACAUGGAAGCUAUACAUGAAUCUGGAGAUGGUAACGGCUCCGAGUGAUCUGUUAGCGUAGAGGUAAAAGAUACCGUUCAUCUGAUUGUAAUGUUUGAAAUUAGUAUUCAAGGCUAACCCGUGCUCUUAAUUUUGAGAGCCCUUUGCCAUCCUCUUUUUGGUUUGUUCCAGCCCUUUUUCUCUAUUUCCUUUCCCCUUUCCUUUGUUAGGCUAGAGGUUGGCAGGGUUCUGACUAUUUUCUGUAGGUUAUGAAGCUGGAAAAGUGAUGCUCUUUGUAAAUAGUUUUGUAAGAGUAACAAGAAUUUUAAUGUUUAGAGACGGUCAUGUUCUUAAA
Molecule: messenger RNA, 1861 nt
Organism: Lycium barbarum (goji berry)
Lineage: Eukaryota; Viridiplantae; Streptophyta; Magnoliopsida; Solanales; Solanaceae
Exons: 6
Coding region: 832-1575 (247 amino acids)
Source: RefSeq, a predicted model, not a curated record